AAUUUACCUAUCGUCCAAGCCCGAAUACCCUCUCUCCCUACCCCUCGUUUCCGCUGGACUUCGUGAAUUUUUAACUAGAACACUCCUUAAUCAAUAAUAAACCAUGUCUGCUGCCACCGACAACCACGAGGGGACCGUCGCCACCCUGCGCAAGGUUCUCGUCAACGAGUCCGAGCCCCUCGCGCGCCGCUUCCGUGCCCUCUUUUCCCUGAAGUACGUGGCUUGCUUGCAGCCCCCUUCCGAGGACACCCUUCCUGCUAUUGAGGCCAUCGCUGCGGCCUUUUCCUCCAAGUCGGCGCUGUUGAAGCAUGAGCUCGCCUACUGUCUUGGUCAGACACGUAACCCGGACUCGGUCGCGUUCCUUCAGCAGGUUCUGAAGGACACGGAGGAGGAUGUCAUGUGUCGCCAUGAGGCUGCCGAGGCUCUGGGAGCUCUGGGUUAUGAGGAUAGUUUGGAGAUUCUGAGGGCCUUGAAGGAUGAUGAGAAGGAGCCCGAUGUUAUUAGGGAGACGUGCGAUAUUGCGGUUGAUCGCAUUGUGUGGGAGAACUCGGAGGAACGGAAAGCGGAGAAGUUGAAGCCUAGUGACUUCACUUCUAUCGACCCUGCCCCGCCCCUUCCCCUGGCAGCCGCAGAACCUUCCAUCCUGGAGUUGGAGACGACAUUGCUGGACACCAAACUCCCUCUCUUCCAAAGAUACCGUGCCAUGUUUGCCCUGCGCGACCUCGCAUCGCCCCCUGACUUGCCCACCGCCGUUGAGGCCGUUACAGCCCUCGCCAAGGGUCUCAAGGACCCCUCUGCACUGUUCCGUCACGAGGUCGCAUUCGUCUUCGGUCAACUUUGCCACCCCGCAUCUGUCCCUAGUCUGACUGAGUGCUUGAGCAACCAGGAAGAGGCCGGUAUGGUGCGCCACGAGGCUGCCGAAGCCCUCGGUAGCUUGGGUGACGUUGAGGGUGUCGAGGAUACCCUGAAGAAGUUCAUCAACGACCCCGAACAGGUGGUCAGAGACAGCAUCAUUGUGGCUCUUGAUAUGGCAGAGUUUGAGAAGAACGGAGAGAUUGAGUAUGCGCUGGUGCCGGGCUCUGGGGCCGCUGCUGCCGUGUCUGCUUGAUGAAUUAUGCGAACAAAAGGUUUACAAUGCCGGUAAAUAGUUGCUUUCAUGACUCAUAGAUGUACAAUUGAGAACAAAAAUCAGACACCAGGUCUUGCCGCU
Aspergillus sclerotioniger CBS 115572 is the source of this 1210-nucleotide messenger RNA. RefSeq names its product deoxyhypusine monooxygenase. The coding region runs from base 104 to 1108 and encodes 334 amino acids. Gene Ontology annotation, molecular function: deoxyhypusine monooxygenase activity. NCBI's taxonomy places the organism in Eukaryota, Fungi, Ascomycota, Eurotiomycetes, Eurotiales, Aspergillaceae. Gene Ontology annotation, biological process: peptidyl-hypusine biosynthetic process. The record is from RefSeq and is a predicted model, not a curated record. The transcript is spliced from 2 exons.